CAUUCAAUACAGGUAUAGUAUACCGUGCGGACAUUCACCACAGUCCGUACAACCUGCGCUAGGCUGGCAGGAAUGAUGUCCAUUCACGGCGACUGGAGUACAUAUACGCUGUUUCUCCUCCCUAAAAACAUCCUCUCCUUCCAAGCUACUCACGUGGACCCAGAACCAACUUACCAACUAGCCAAUCAUGCCGACCGUGGAGAUGGACCUGCGUCUUUCGCUCCCAUCGACCGGAACGGCAUUUGGACAGCUGCCACCGGUCCCCAAAGGGUUGAGACAAGGAGGAGCAAUCGCCAGUUUACCUGAUGAAGGCCCAAUACCCGAUCUGCCGCUCUCAACCACAGACGAGCACAUCCGAACAAUCCACUUCAUGUCGCCCGCGCACUUUGCCACCGUGAGACAGAACGUCCUCGCAAACCCACCCCGCACGGUUUUCGUUUACCACGCGUACCGAACGCCGACGGAGCUGGGAACUCAAGCGGCGCGUGACUACUAUGGCAACUCGGUCUUUACGUUCCGCGAUCUGACAGGCUUGCUGAGCUGGUAUUCCGCGUUGCCUGCCCGCCACCGCGCUCUGGUCAAGGACAUGCGCGUCGUCAAUCUCCGUGUGCCUCGUUUCCCUUGGCACACUGGCUACAUGUUGUGGGCGCAGAACAAUCUCGUCGCAGCAAGACCGCAAAUUGCACACACCGAGUCUUCUAUCGGCGCCGACUUCGCCACCAAGGUCGCCUACGAGAUCGAAUGCGCGGGGCUUCCGAUGCGUUGUGUCCUCAGGAUGCCAGCCACCGAUGCACCCCGACCUCCCGUGUCUGACUGGUGGCCGGUCGAUCCACGUGCUGGCGACCGCGUUCAGAUCGUCCCCUACAGGCCCCAUGCCUCCGCCAGUGGACCGUCUCGAUCGUGAAGUACGAGUUUGGGAAAUUAUCUGCCGCGUUUGCGGGUGACGGGUCUGAGGGUGCCGAAGAUGAACGAUUGGUGCAGUGAGCUACAUCACGAGAAGAGAAGAAGUUGAAGUAUGAAAGUGUGCCAGGCUGUCGGGAUUUCGGGUUUGAGUGGUGACAAAUUCCUCACGCCUCCACGUCUCAAG
Neohortaea acidophila is the source of this 1087-nucleotide messenger RNA. RefSeq lists its product as uncharacterized. NCBI's taxonomy places the organism in Eukaryota, Fungi, Ascomycota, Dothideomycetes, Mycosphaerellales, Teratosphaeriaceae. The transcript has 2 exons. The coding region runs from base 188 to 904 and encodes 238 amino acids. The record is from RefSeq and is a predicted model, not a curated record.